Messenger RNA from Panicum hallii, 1322 nucleotides. RefSeq names its product triosephosphate isomerase, chloroplastic. The coding region runs from base 137 to 1048 and encodes 303 amino acids. The transcript is spliced from 9 exons. Gene Ontology annotation, cellular component: cytosol. Gene Ontology annotation, biological process: glycolytic process; gluconeogenesis; glycerol catabolic process. NCBI's taxonomy places the organism in Eukaryota, Viridiplantae, Streptophyta, Magnoliopsida, Poales, Poaceae. Gene Ontology annotation, molecular function: triose-phosphate isomerase activity. The record is from RefSeq and is a predicted model, not a curated record.
UCCGCCUCCCCCUCUGUCCGGUGGCUGCGGCUGCGCGCAUCAUCCGACCUCGCGAACCGGAACCCCCACCAGGACGGCUGCUAGACUCGAGCCUCGCCUCCCCCUCCUCCCACCAACCGCAGCAGCGAGACAGAGAAUGGCUGCGGCGCCGUGGUCCCUCGCGUGCUCCUCCCACCUCUCCCGCCCCGCGGACCUCCGCCGCACGGCGGCGGCCCCUGCCGCCCCGCAGCGGGUCCGCCUCGGCUGCUCCCGCCGCCGCGCGCAGCGCACCGUCGCCAUGGCUGGAUCCGGCAAGUUCUUCGUGGGGGGCAACUGGAAGUGCAAUGGAACAAAGGACUCCAUUAGCAAGCUUGUCUCUGAAUUGAAUGCUGCUACACUCGAAACUGAUGUAGAUGUUGUGGUGGCACCUCCAUUCAUUUAUAUUGACCAGGUCAAGAAUUCCCUAACUGGUCGUAUUGAGGUUUCUGCUCAGAAUGUAUGGAUUGGAAAAGGAGGAGCCUACACUGGAGAGAUCAGUGCAGAACAAUUGGUGGACAUUGGCUGUCAGUGGGUUAUUCUUGGGCACUCUGAGCGUAGAAAUAUUAUUGGUGAAACUGAUGAGUUUAUUGGGAAGAAGGCUGCAUAUGCAUUGAGCCAAAAUGUUAAGGUUAUUGCCUGCAUAGGAGAGCUGUUGGAAGAGAGGGAAGCAGGGAAAACUUUUGAUGUAUGUUUUAAGCAGAUGAAGGCUUAUGCAGAUAGUAUUUCAAACUGGGCCGAUGUUGUAAUUGCAUACGAGCCUGUUUGGGCAAUUGGAACUGGAAAAGUUGCUACACCUGAACAAGCCCAGGAAGUUCAUGCUGCCAUACGCGAUUGGUUGAAGACCAAUGUAUCACCUGAUGUUGCCUCUAGCAUUCGAAUAAUUUAUGGAGGUUCUGUAAAUGCUGGCAAUUGUGCGGAGCUUGCAAAGAAAGAAGACAUUGAUGGUUUUCUUGUUGGUGGUGCCUCUUUGAAGGGCCCUGACUUCGCCACCAUUAUCAACUCAGUGACUUCCAAGAAAGUUGCAGCCUGAUGCACUCGGUUAGAAAUAAGUGAUCGCAAGAGAGGCAGCUCGGCUGCCGUACCGGCCUUAUGGGAGGUGCUCCAUGUGAUGGUGUGCAGUCACCUCCUCCGUGUGGUUUUGCUGAUUUGUAGCACGAAAACAAAAAAAUAAUAAUGCAAGAUCCCACCAUCUUUUUUGUUGUCGACUUGUCGUAGACCUUGUGUACGUGACGUGAGUUCAGUUGUACGUGAGUGGUCAGUAAAACACGUGAAAUAAUAUAUACUCACUGGAAUUGCUGGGGAUA